UUAAGUAGAGAAUAAAACACACAUUGCACUUAACAUCCAGUCCUUUCCCUUCUGCCCACUUCCCCCCUCUCUCAGAUUUCUCAGUCCCCAAACACCAAAACAAACCCACCUCUUGGAUCUCAUCGCCCCUCCCUCAUCUACAUAUCCCUCCCCCCACCAUUCCCAUUCCCCCUUCAGAUCCCACCUCCCCAUUUCCCCAGUCCCAAUUCCCAUCUCUUUGCGGGAAUCAAAACGAGGAGCUCACUCUGCUUUUGCUUUGCUUCACCGCACACUCCAAUGGAUUCCUUCACUGUCCCCUGUCCCAAGGCGUGCGCCGCCCCCGUUACCCGCCUCGGCUCCGCCGCCCAGCCGUCGCAGCCGCACCAGCACCUCCUGUCCUUCCACAACUGCCUCAAUCGCUGCCCCAUUCCCUCUCUGCAGAUUUCUGGCCUUCAGAGCUCCGUCAGGAAGCAAUCCUCUUCCUGGAAAGUGCAGGCACAGCUUAAUGAGGUUACAGCUGAGAAAUCCUCAAAUUCUGUACCCACAAAAAACAAGAAGUCUGAAGAUGGAUCACAGGAAGGGAAAGACGAGUCUUCCAGUCAAACCAAUAUUCCAGAUGCAGCAUCAAUCUCCGCAUUCAUGGCUCAAGUUUCAGACCUUGUUAAGUUAGUUGAUUCGAGAGACAUUGUGGAGCUGGAAAUGAAGCAACUAGAUUUAGAGCUUGUGAUUAGAAAAAAAGAAGCUUUGGCGCCACCACCACCAGCUCCCGUUUCCCAACAACCAGCACACUAUUAUUCCAUACCACCACCUCAACAAGCACCAGCACUAGCACCAGCAUCAGCUUCUGCUCCUGCUCCAGCGCCCGGUCCAGCAGCACCUGCAUUACCCGCCCCUGCAAAGACAAGCACAUCAUCUCACCCUCCACUGAAAUGCCCCAUGGCUGGAACCUUUUACCGCAGUCCUGCACCUGGUGAACCACCUUUUGUUAAGGUUGGAGAUAAAGUUCAGAAAGGUCAAGUUAUUUGCAUCAUUGAGGCCAUGAAAUUGAUGAACGAAAUUGAGGCUGAUCAAUCUGGAACCGUUGCUGAGAUACUGGGCGAAGAUACUAAACCAGUGAGCGUAGACACGCCUCUUUUUGUCAUAGUACCAUGAUAGCAUUGAGCAAGGUUCGGACGAAGUUUUUUUGAAGGUUUUUGGUGAUAGACACUCUUUGAAGAUGUUUAAUUCUCGAAGGACUUUUUGAUACUGUUUAUGUUCUCUUGUAACUUAAAUUUAAAUAAUGUUUGUUUCAGUUGUCGAAAGAUUGUCGGAAUUCACAUUUUUAUAGUGUUAGGGACAGAGGGCGUGGUGUGUUAUCAAAGAUCAAGCAAUGUGCUCUCUUUAAAACUUUUUUACGCCUUCUUUCUUUGUAAGUCAGUUUUACAAAUUAUGUAUGAAGAAGUUCCUUUUUAA
Messenger RNA from Pyrus x bretschneideri (Chinese white pear), 1431 nucleotides. RefSeq names its product biotin carboxyl carrier protein of acetyl-CoA carboxylase 2, chloroplastic. The transcript is spliced from 7 exons. Gene Ontology annotation, cellular component: acetyl-CoA carboxylase complex. Gene Ontology annotation, molecular function: acetyl-CoA carboxylase activity. Lineage: Eukaryota; Viridiplantae; Streptophyta; Magnoliopsida; Rosales; Rosaceae. Gene Ontology annotation, biological process: fatty acid biosynthetic process. The record is from RefSeq and is a predicted model, not a curated record. The coding region runs from base 277 to 1131 and encodes 284 amino acids.